AAGUGUAAAACUCCUCACAUCCACAAGCAUGACAGUCCCCUAUGUGUAGCAAGUGUUUUCCAAGUGACGUGGAAUGAAUUUCACAGAAUUUUUUGAGUCUACCAUAUUUAUACCUAUUUACUACUAAAUCUUAAGUUCUACGAUGAUUUCACUGUUCACUUUGUUUAUCAGUCUCCUUGCAUUCGUGCUGUUUUCCAGUUUAGCAUUUUGUAUAUUCUUGUAUGCUGUCACAUCGCCAUACCCCAGGAUUUGGAGAGACGAAAAUGAAAAAUUCUUUAUUGAUGGAAAAACAGGGAGAAAAGUUCCAUUUCCCUCGAUUGAUGAUGAAUUCACAGUUAAACUCAGUGUAAUUGUUCCAGCGUAUAAUGAGGAAGAAAGACUAACUCCGAUGUUGGAUGAGUGUUUGGACUACCUCGAGACGAGGAAAAAAUCCGGCCUAACUUAUGAAGUUAUAGUCGUAAGUGAUGGGAGUACAGACAAAACAGUGCAAGUAGCUCAAAGCUACGCAGAAAAAUAUGAUACUGUGAGAGUCCUAGAUCUCGUAAAAAAUCGAGGGAAAGGUGGAGCUGUGAGAUUAGGAAUGCAGAGUGCCAGAGGAUGUUUAUUAUUAUUCGCCGAUGCGGAUGGUGCAACACAAUUCCGGGAUAUUGAAAAAUUAGAAGAAAGUCUCAAAGAAGUAUUGAAAUUUGAUUAUACAGAGAAUCCACACGAGGCUUCUCUCUCCAAUGCAGUAAUUUGUGGUUCAAGAGCGCAUUUAGAGGAAGAAGCAACAGCGACAAGAUCAAUUUUCCGAUUGAUUUUGAUGCACGGUUUUCAUUUUCUCGUGUGGGUCCUUUGUGUGAGAGGAAUUCGCGACACACAAUGCGGAUUUAAACUUCUCACACGUGAAUCCGCGAGGACAAUAUUUCGAGCUCUGCACGUGGAGCGAUGGGCAUUCGACGUUGAGAUGCUGUAUCUCGCCCAGACCCUGAACAUUCCUAUCAAAGAGAUUUGUGUGAAUUGGACGGAGAUCGAGGGCUCCAAGGUCGUUCCAUUCUGGAGUUGGUUGCAAAUGGGUAGAGACUUGGGAUUGAUCUGGCUGAGGUACACCAUUGGUGCUUGGAAAAUCGACAGGCCUAAGAGACCCUGAGGAUCAUUGCUGCUAUCAUUGAAACACAUGCACAUUCAUCAACUCAUGAUGAACUUUUCUCAUUCAUUACUCCUGUGAAUUUCGGAUAAAACCGAAGUAAUUAAUUGUAAAAUCUUUUUUAACGUAUGCCGCGAAUCAAUUGAAAUUACUUCUGAAUAAUUAUCUCCUGUGAGAAUUAUUUUCUGCUUUGGCAUAUUUCAUUUUCCCCAUUCUGUUACAAUCAUUCCUGUUGAAAUCCCACAGGAUGAAUUUCUUGUUAAAGUAUUUAACGAGGAAAUAAAUAAUGGGAUAAAUAAAAAUUCUGGAUUUUCUAAGAAAAAUUCUUCGUACAUUUUUUCGGAAAAUUUUUGACAGUGACAUUCAUAGCAGAUGGCGCUGCCACGAGAAAAAAAGUGGGGAUGACGGGGGUUGGUUGACACGACAGAAAAAUCAACAACCAAUGGCUCCCCAGUCAUAAACCAACUGUCACCAUUGGCAGCACCGCAAUAAAAUAGAUAAGCCAAGAAAAGUGAGUGUGACAUCCGCUAGUCGGAGGUCUGACAGAUUUUGGAGUUGGAAUAUUUUUUAAAUAGAAAAUUCGGAGCAUUUGCUGGGAGUGACUUUGAGUGCCAUAAUGCCGGAGGUCAGUGAAACCUGUGACGUACCCAAAAAGAUAACAGACUUUUACUGUCACAAAAUGAAUUACACAUUGUUCUGGGGUGGUGACUACUGUAUUUCGUGCUCAAAACGUAAAUUUAUGGAUCCGGGGAGGAGUGAGAGACAGGCUGUGGAAAUUCAUCGGCACUUUUUGAUAUCGGAGCCGCGACCGAAUCAGAGAAUUUGUUCCAGUUGUAGACAUCCACUGAUGUUUGUUUGUCAUGCUCAGUACUGUCCAGAUUGCUGUGAAUUUUACCGGAGAAAUACUGAGACACUAGAGUACGAGGACGGAUGCGUCGAUGUGCCACCGAAGUCUUUGUUAUUAUCGUGAUAAAUCAAUUACGUCAUUUUUUAAGACACUGGUUUUACUGUGAAAUGAGCUGGCCACUAGUCUUGUCAGAUCGAUGAUGAUUUCAAAUUGUGUUAAUCCUGUCGCAAUUGUAAAUCACUAACUCAUUCAAUUCACUGGGUCCUUAAAUUCAUGUACCUAUGUAUCUGCAUUUAUGUAAGAGAUUGUCUUGUCCAAUUAAUUGUGUAAUUUUUUGAAAAAUUUACUAGUUUUAUUAUCGAAGAAACUGGUUAUUAGUUUUAUUUAACCGAUUUAUUUAUGUUUUCAAUUUUUCAUCUUAUUGCAAUGGUAAAUCUUCGCCAAUCACUGACCAUUUAUUGUCUCUAGGUUUUUGAAUUUAAUAAUUAUGUAUCUAUGUAUCGUCUUAUUUUGUUAUGAGAACAAAUUAUAUUUUUACAGCUUGA
Messenger RNA from Fopius arisanus, 2518 nucleotides. RefSeq names its product Dolichyl-phosphate beta-glucosyltransferase wollknaeuel (gene wol). The transcript has 5 exons. NCBI's taxonomy places the organism in Eukaryota, Metazoa, Arthropoda, Insecta, Hymenoptera, Braconidae. Gene Ontology annotation, cellular component: endoplasmic reticulum membrane. The coding region runs from base 143 to 1129 and encodes 328 amino acids. The record is from RefSeq and is a predicted model, not a curated record.